This is a messenger RNA of Athalia rosae (coleseed sawfly), 3783 nucleotides long. Its product is annotated as nardilysin-like. Gene Ontology annotation, biological process: proteolysis. The coding region runs from base 45 to 3560 and encodes 1171 amino acids. The record is from RefSeq and is a predicted model, not a curated record. The transcript is spliced from 14 exons. Gene Ontology annotation, molecular function: metalloendopeptidase activity; metal ion binding. Lineage: Eukaryota; Metazoa; Arthropoda; Insecta; Hymenoptera; Athaliidae.
UCUAGCCUAACCCGUCAGUGAUAUUUUUAUUUGACGUCUGUCACAUGGUGAUAUCCUCUGUGUUACAGCAACUCAAAAUUUUAGGCAGAUGCGUAAAUAACAAAAUUUUCGCCAUUCAAAUAAUGCCCAAGAGGCCUUCCCACUAUCAAAUUCCGCUAAAGAAGAAAAUAAAACUAAAUCAUCGUUCGGUGAAAAUGCCUAAACCCAUAGGCAUCACAGAACCUCCAAAUCCUCUCCUUGAUGACAAGUCUCGGGAUGAUAAUUGUGCGUCCAAGAUAAAACCUAAUAAAUCUGAUGGGUGCGAAAAAAUGGGGGAAAAAAGGCUGGUUACGGUUGAAUAUCUGGACACACCAGUCAAGUCAGAAAUUGACAAAAAAGAGUAUAGAGUUAUCAGAUUGCCAAAUGGUUUGACAGCUCUCUUGAUAUCGGACGUUUCAUCUAUUUCUGGUGCUCAAAUCGAUGAUGAUGACGAUGACGAUGAAUAUACUGACGAGGAAGAAAAUGGUUCAGAAGAUGACGAAACAGAAUCGGAUGAAGUGGAGGAUGAACAAGAUGCCAAUGACUUGAGUGAUGGGGAUAUCGAUUGCCCAGAAAGUAAACGUCCAAGGAAAGAAGAGAAAAUGGCAGCUUGUGGCUUGUGUGUGGGAGUUGGCAGUUUCAGUGACCCCCCUGAAAUACCGGGUAUGGCACAUUUUUUAGAGCACAUGGUGUUUAUGGGUUCAGAAAAAUAUCCCAAGGAAAAUGAGUUUGAUUCGUAUAUCACCAAACGUGGUGGUUCUGACAAUGCCUCAACUGAGUGUGAGCAAACAACAUUUUAUUUUGAAAUUCAGGAGAAGCAUCUAUAUCCUGCCCUUGACCGCUUUGCGCAAGUUUUCAUUAGUCCACUCAUGAAGAGAGAGGCUAUCUCCCGUGAACGUGAAGCUAUCGAGAGUGAAUUCCAAAUGUCACUUCCAUCCGACUUUUAUCGAAAAGAGCAACUAUUCUGUAGUUUGGCCCAACCCGGUCAUCCAGCAACUAAAUUUUGUUGGGGGAACCUUGUCACCUUACGGGAUAAUGUUACCGAUGAAAAACUUUACGAGGAACUACAUAAAUUUCGUCGGCGACAUUACAGUGCGCACAGAAUGACUUUAGCAAUACAAGCUAGGCUUCCUUUGGAUACGCUAGAACAAUACGUGAUAGAGUGUUUUGCAAAUGUGCCAAACAAUGGCUUACCGCCUGACGAUUUUACUAAAUUUAAAGGCGUACAGACUUUUGACACUCCAAAUUUUAAGAAAAUCUACAAAAUAAAACCUGUUAAAGACGUCUGUCAGAUAGAGCUGACUUGGACAAUGCCGUCUUUGCUUCACUUGUACAAAUGCAAGCCACAUCAAUAUGUUUCAUGGAUUAUAGGUCACGAAGGCAAAGGUUCUUUGAUCAGUUAUUUACGUAAGAAAAUGUGGUGCCUGGACAUUUUCAGUGGCAAUGGAGAAAGCGGAUUUGAGCAUAGCUCCAUGUACGCCUUAUUUAGUUUGACAUUGGUGCUGACUGAAGAAGGACACAAGAAUUUAAAAGGAGUCUUGGAUGCUAUAUUUUCAUACAUAGCUUUGAUGCGUGAGUCUGGCCCACAGAAACGAAUAUAUGAUGAAAUUCAUCGAACUGAAGAAACUAGUUUCAGGUUCAUCGAUGAGGCAGAAGCUUCAGAUUAUGUCGAAAAUUUAUCAGAAAAUAUGCAUCACUAUGCUCCCAGUGAUUACAUAACCGGUAGUGAAUUGUAUUUUGAGUAUAAUCCAACUGAGAUAAAAACUUGCAUGGAUGCCCUGACUCCGGACAAAGUCAAUAUAAUUAUCUUCGAUAAGAAGUUCAAUGAUGCGGAAUUCGACAAAGUGGAACCGUGGUUUAACACCAAAUACACGGAUAUGAAAAUCCCAAAGGAUUGGGUCGAGCAUUGGAACGUCAUCAAGCCUUUACCUGAUUUUCAUUUGCCUGAGCCAAACAUAUUUAUUACAGAUGAUUUUAGCUUAAUUCCUUUACCAGAAAAUGUGCCUGAUUACCCAACUAAAAUACACAGUGACGAUAUGUCUGAAGUCUGGUUUCGUCCUGAUCCAAAAUUCAGAAUUCCAGAGUGUUAUAUGUAUUAUUAUUUCAUAUCGCCAUUAGCUUUGACAUCUCCGGAAGAUGCAGCAUUAAUGGACUUGUUUGUCUCAAUACUGAAGCAGCUGCUUGUCGAGGAAUUGUAUCCUGCUAAUGCUGCUGAACUUAGUUAUCAAAUAUACACGGGUGAUAAAGGCAUCAUUGUCAAAGUGAAUGGAUUUAAUCAGAAAUUACCGCUUCUUUUUUCAACGAUAACAAAGUAUAUGGCUAACUGUUCAAAUCUUGUGUCGAAAAAUCUGUUCGACGUCAUGAAAGCUGAACAAUUAAAGGCUUAUUACAAUACAUUUGUAAAACCAGGAAAGCUCGUUAAAGACGUGAGACUUUCCAUAUUAAUGCUUGUACACUGGGCAGCGGUUGACAAGCACGCUGCAAUGCGUAACAUCAAAUUUAGUCAGUUUCAAGCAUUUGCCGAGGAUUUUGUUAAUCACGUUUAUGUGCAAUGCCUCGUACAAGGAAACAUUACAGAAAAGGACGUUAUAAAAAAUGCGAAAAACUGUAUAGACAUUUUGAAAUGUAGCGCAUUAUUGCCAGACACUCAACCACAACUCAAAGUGAACCAAAUACCACUUGGGAUACGCUGUUGUCGGGUAAAAAAUUUCAAUACCUCUGAUACUAACUCUGUAAUUACAAAUUACUAUCAAUCUGGCACUGGGUCAACGAAAAUCACAGUUAUUAUUGAACUAUUGAUGAUGUUGAUGGAUGAGCCUGUUUUCAAUCAGCUUAGAACGCAAGAACAAUUGGGGUACAAUGUGUUUUGUCUUAUGCGAGAUACUUUUGGUAUACUCGGAUAUUCUGUAACCGUAUUUACUCAAGCUGAUAAAUUCACCACAGAGCAUGUGGAUGAAAGAAUAGAGAUCUUUUUGAAAUCAUUUUUGAAAGUCGUGAAAAAAAUGUCAGAGAAAGAGUUCAACAGCAUUAAAGAUGCCUUAGUAAGACUAAAACGGUGUGUAGACCUCCACCUCAAAGAAGAGGUCAAUAGAAAUUGGUCUGAGAUUGUCAACGGGGAGUAUAUGUUUGAUAGAGAGAUUAGAGAAGUCAAUGCUAUCAAUGAAAUGAAACUCGUGGAUUUAAAAAAGUGGAUGGAGAAGCAUGUUGUGGGUGGAUCUAAUCUUAGAAAGCUGAGUGUUCAAAUUGUUGGAACAUCAAGAAAAAAAACGGAAAUUGAUAACGACUCUAGUGAACAAAAUGGGUCCCUACAAAAUUCGACCGAUGAGUGUACACGGCCAAACGAAACGUACGCAAAGCUAAUCAUCGAAUCUAGUGAUCCGUCCAUGGAGUACAACAAUGAUGUUGAAUUCCCGCUAAAAUACAUAAUGAACAUGCCGAACGAAAAAAAGAUAAAACCACCGGAGUACUACGUAACAGAUGUGAAGACGUAUAAAAAAAACCUUCUCGUUUUUCCAGCCCGUGAAAACACCGUCACAAAAUAAUAAUUAAGUCUACGCAACUGUUGAAUUUGUAUGAACAUUGAAGGAUUCUAAAUUGGAUUUAUAAUCGUUAAUAAACAUGAAUUCAUACCGCAAUCUGAGUUCAGUAACGUGUUGCCUUGUUCAGAUAGUUCUGCAUUUUACAAAGAAGUCAAUAAUAUCAAUUGUAGUAUUAUUUGUAGGAAAAUUCUUAUUCUGUAAUAAAUGCGUUACAUAUUACACACAA